Molecule: messenger RNA, 552 nt
Organism: Mesorhabditis belari
Lineage: Eukaryota; Metazoa; Nematoda; Chromadorea; Rhabditida; Rhabditidae
Source: the annotation of a GenBank genome assembly
AUGGUGCGAGCUUUUGGAACGGUGGCUGUGGCGAGGAGGAGGAGACAGCUCCUUGAGAGAAUGAAUCAGCAAAAAAGUCGAGGGAAUAUCAUGCAAUUCAGUGAGGAUAUCAUUAAACAGUUGACUCCCGAAGAGAUCGAUGAAUUUAAAGAAGCUUUUAUGAUGUUUGACAAAGACGGAAAUGGAACAAUAUCGACAAAAGAGUUGGGAAUCGCGAUGAGAUCGCUUGGACAGAAUCCAACUGAACAGGAGAUUCUCGAGAUGAUCAACGAGGUGGACAUCGAUGGAAAUGGACAAAUCGAGUUUCCUGAGUUCUGCGUGAUGAUGAAGAGAAUGAUGAAGGAGACCGAUUCUGAAAUGAUUCGCGAGGCUUUUCGUGUCUUUGACAAAGACGGAAAUGGCGUCAUCACCGCGCAAGAGUUUCGAUAUUUUAUGGUGCACAUGGGCAUGCAAUUCACUGAGGAAGAGGUCGACGAGAUGAUCCAUGAAGUUGAUGCUGAUGGCGAUGGUGAGAUCAACUACGAGGAAUUCGUCAAAAUGAUGUCCGAUCGG